Molecule: messenger RNA, 958 nt
Organism: Ziziphus jujuba (common jujube)
Lineage: Eukaryota; Viridiplantae; Streptophyta; Magnoliopsida; Rosales; Rhamnaceae
Product: auxin-binding protein ABP19a
Exons: 1
Coding region: 33-665 (210 amino acids)
Cellular component (GO): cell wall
Molecular function (GO): manganese ion binding
Source: RefSeq, a predicted model, not a curated record
UGCACCAAGUACUAAACAAGGUGAUCAAGAUCAUGAAUUCCCCUGCUUUGAUCAUCUUUUGUUUCCUGCUCCUCUCAGCUUUCUCUCAUGCUGCCGUGCAAGACUUCUGCGUGGCAGACUAUUCGGGUCCCCAAAGCCCUGCAGGCUAUUCCUGUAAGAAUCCUGGAAAAGUUACAGUAGAUGAUUUUGUAUACUCGGGCCUAGGUGUUGCUGGAAAUACCUCCACUUUCAAGGCUGGUAUUACCACUGCAUUUGUGUCAGACUUUCCUGGCUUGAAUGGUCUUGGAGUUUCAAUCGCUCGUGCAGAUUUGGCACCCGGUGGUGUUGUCCCGUUACACAGCCACCCUGGGGCUUCAGAAAUCUUGCUUGUUGUGGAAGGAACAGUCACAACUGGUUUUGUCUCCUCAGCCAACAGUGUGUAUCUGAAAACUCUUAAGAAGGGAGACAUUAUUGUCUUCCCUCAAGGACUAUUGCAUUUCGCUGUGAAUGCGGGUCACUCUAACGCCCUUAUAUUUAUUACCUUUAGUAGUGAAAGCCCAGGCCUUCAAAUUCUGGACACUGCUUUGUUUGGAAGCAAUUUGCCUACCGAAUUAAUAGCUAAGACUACUUUCCUUGAUCCUGCUGUGGUUAAAAAGCUUAAGGGAGUUUUUGGAGGCUCCGGCUAAGGUCUUCUCCAGCUACAGAUUAUUAUAAUAAUGACUGACUACUAUUUUGGUUAUUUCUAAUUCUUGUACUUCUUUUAUAUAUGUUAAUGUUGGCCUUUUGGUUUCUUUGUCGUGGUUGAGAAAACCUGUUGUAGUCAAGCAUGUGGGACUUUUCUAGUCAAUGCUCUUGGAAACAUGUAUGAACCAGAAAACAUUGUCGUAUGUAGCUCAGUCUCUCUUUCUCUAAAAAGUAAAAAGAAGCCAAAACUGGUGUAUAUAUAUGUUUAUCACAACCCAAAUAAUUAAAACUAAAA